AUGCUCAAGGGGCUUGGAGAGCUCAAGCGGUUAGAGUUUCUCCCUCCCGGAGCCAUUCGCGAUGAAUUUCAAAAAGAGUCCCCGGGCACCACCGUCAUCCCCGAAGAGAAUUCGGCCAAGACGCGCGUCGACGAUGUCCCCGACGCCGCCAACGAAAAGUCUUCCCUUGAGCAGCCUCGCCCCGGCUCUUCCUUGAACGAAAAGGCCGCCUCGACCAAAAGCGAGACUGCCAACGCGGCUGAAAAUGGCGAAGAAGAAGACACCUCUAGCUACCUCACGGGCGCGAAGCUCAUGGCCCUCAUUGGGUCGCUGUGCCUCGUCAUCUUCCUCGUUGCUCUCGAUCAGACCAUCAUUGCGCCUGCUUUGGGUGCCAUCACCGCCGAGUUCCAAAGUGUCAAGGACAUUGGUUGGUAUGGUUCCGCCUACUUUCUCACUACGACGGCCCUUCAGCCCAUGUUCGGUAACAUCUACAAACGUUUUAAUAUCAAGUGGGCGUUUCUGGGUGCCGUUUUCAUUUUCGAAGUGGGCAGCUUGAUUUGCGCUGUGGCUAAGAACUCGACCACCUUUAUCGUUGGCCGUGCCAUCGCUGGUAUUGGAACUGCGGGCAUGUUUUCUGGUGGUAUCAUUAUUCUAGCAAACUCUAUGCCCCUGAGACAACGACCUCUUGCUUUUGGUGUUAUUUCUAGCAUGUGGGGUAUUGCAAGUGUUGCCGGUCCCCUUCUCGAUCUGCCCAUCGGUGGUCUUGCCAUGGUUGCCAUCUUCUUCAUUCUUAACAUCAAGCGCAAUAACAACCCCGAAAACAUCUCGUUCAUCCGCCGCGUUCUCCAGCUCGACCUCCCGGCACCGCCGUCUCUCUACUUCCAAGCGAUCAAGGGCGACUCGGCCGUCCAGGCUGGCAUCAAGCUCAUUCCCCUCCUCCUCGCCGUUGUCAUCUCGUCCAUGAUCGGUGGAGGACUCAUCACUUACAUUGGCUACUACAACCCCGUCGUCAUCCCCUGCAUGGUCCUGGCAACCGUCGGAGCUGGUAUGCUCACCACCCUCGAUGUCGACAGCCCCCUCCGAGAAUGGUUCGGCUACCAAGUUCUUUGCGGCUUGGGUAUAGGUCCUGGUUUCCAGGUCGGCGUGCUCGUCAUUCAAACCAUCAUGAGCAUGGAUGAUGUGCCCGUCGCCACUGCCUGCGUGCAGUUUGGCCAAGCCCUCGGUGGCGCCGUCUUCAUUGCCGUGGCUCAAACGCUCUUCCAGAACGGCCUCAUCGACGAGAUUCAAGCCCACCCCCUCUCCAAUGGCCAGUCCAUCAACCCUUUGAUCUUCAUCAACAGCGGCGCCUCAGAAGUGAGGACUAUUCUCGAGAGCCAGAAUCUCGGAGAUACCAUCCCCAUGGUGCUCGAGGCGUACAUGACGGGGUUGAGGAAUACCUUCUACAUCUCUGUUGCCGGUACUGGCAUCGCCUUCUUCUUGUCCCUCGCUCUUAGCUGGAAGAGCAUCAAGGGCAAGGGUGCCUCACCUGCCGCUGUUUAA
Molecule: messenger RNA, 1518 nt
Organism: Parascedosporium putredinis
Lineage: Eukaryota; Fungi; Ascomycota; Sordariomycetes; Microascales; Microascaceae
Source: the annotation of a GenBank genome assembly